CCAGGGUCCCCUGCGGUUUUUCUAAUUUGAAGCGGAGGUGGAAGGUCACGGAGUCGGUCUUCUCUCCUCAUGUGGCCUGGGUGAAGGGAACUUGCCCCUGGUGGGAAACGCCGCACCUUCCAACCCGCUCUUCCAGGAGUGGAAUGGUUCUUCUCUAGUCGUUGACUUUAGGGUCACUUGAGAGCUGCUGUGCUCACAGAGGCCCACUUAGGGGGAGAACAAGGAUGUAAUGGUGGAGAAAGGAAGGCAGGGUGUGGUGAGGUCAGGAGACGGCACGAUCAGGGGUCAAAACGGGGAAAAUGGGAGCAGCAGACCUAAGUCAUGGGAAAAUAGCUAUUUCAAAAUUCCUAGGCAAUAUCCCUGAGUUGUUAGUUUCAAGUAGGGGUGGGGAGAAAGGAUGAUAUCCACAGGUGACUAUGGCAUGUUCUGGAGGAGACCAGGUGUUCCUGCAAGUCUUCCAGUGACAUUUUCUGAACCCCGUACGCCUCACGCUUUAACUACAGCCGCGUUGGGAGAGCACUAUCACAAUAGAAUACCGUGAUGUUCGGUGACUUUCUGUCCAGAUGCUGAGGUACCUGUCUCCUUGGCACAGGCCAGUACGGAGCUGUAGUUGGAGUAGAUUGUGCCUUCUGAAGCGAUAUCUGUUUACAAUGAAGUUGCAGUCAUCAGAAUUCCAGUCACUUUUCACAGACGGAUUGAAAAGUCUGACAGAAUUAUUUGUCAAAGAGAAUCAUGAAUUAAGAAUAGCAGGAGGAGCAGUAAGGGAUUUACUAAAUGGAAUAAAGCCUCAAGAUGUGGAUUUUGCUACUACUGCUACCCCUACUCAGAUGAAAGAGAUGUUUCAGUCAGCUGGUGUUCGGAUGAUAAACAACAAAGGAGAAAAGCACGGAACAAUUACUGCCAGGCUUCAUGAAGAAAAUUUUGAAAUUACUACACUACGGAUUGAUGUCAUCACUGAUGGAAGACACGCUGAGGUAGAAUUCACAACUGAUUGGCAGAAAGAUGCUGAGCGCAGAGAUCUCACUAUAAAUUCUAUGUUUUUAGGUUUUGAUGGUACUUUAUUUGACUACUUUAAUGGUUAUGAAGAUUUAAAAAAUAAGAAAGUUAGAUUUGUUGGACAUGCUAAACAGAGAAUACAAGAAGAUUAUCUUCGAAUUUUAAGAUAUUUCAGGUUUUAUGGGAGAAUUGUAGACAAACCUGGUGACCAUGAUCCUGAGACUUUGGAAGCAAUUGCAGAAAAUGCAAAAUGCUUGGCUGGAAUAUCAGGAGAGAGGAUUUGGGUGGAACUGAAAAAAAUUCUUGUUGGUAACCAUGUAAAUCAUUUGAUUCACCUUAUGUAUGAACUUGAUGUGGCUCCUUAUGUAGGUUUACCCGCUAAUGCAAGUUUAGAAGAAUUUAACAAAGUCAGUAAAAAUGUUGAAGGUUUUUCACCAAAGGCAAUGACUCUUUUGGCCUCAUUAUUCAAAGUACAGGAUGAUGUCAUAAAAUUGGAUUUGAGGUUGAAGAUUUCAAAAGAAGAGAAAAACCUUGGCUUAUUUAUAGUUAAAAAUAGGAAAGAUUUAAUUAAAGCAACAGAUAGUUCAGAACCACUGAAACCCUAUCAAGACUUCAUUAUAGACUCUAGGGAACCUGAUGCGAUCACUCGUGUAUGUGAACUACUGAAGUACCAAGGAGAGCACUGUCUUCUAAAGGAAAUGCAGCAGUGGUCCAUCCCUCCGUUUCCUGUAAGUGGCCAUGAUAUCAGAAAAGUGGGCAUUUCUUCAGGAAAAGAAAUUGGGGCUCUAUUACAACAGUUGCGAGAACAGUGGAAAAAAAGUGGUUACCAAAUGGAAAAAGAUGAACUCUUAAGUUACAUAAAGAAGACCUAAAACUGAUGGGAGCGGGUUAUGAAGAAGUGGAGGAUUUUUGGUAAGC
This is a messenger RNA of Galeopterus variegatus (Sunda flying lemur), 1914 nucleotides long. RefSeq names its product tRNA nucleotidyl transferase, CCA-adding, 1 (gene TRNT1). NCBI's taxonomy places the organism in Eukaryota, Metazoa, Chordata, Mammalia, Dermoptera, Cynocephalidae. Gene Ontology annotation, molecular function: RNA binding; nucleotidyltransferase activity. Gene Ontology annotation, biological process: RNA processing. The record is from RefSeq and is a predicted model, not a curated record. The transcript has 8 exons. The coding region runs from base 564 to 1868 and encodes 434 amino acids.